AUGCCUCUCAAAGCACCCGUCGACAAAUUGUCCUUGGCGGUUCGCAAGAAUGUGCGGGACGAGUGGGAGAGCAAGAAGCCCGAGAUUGAGGCCCGGGUCUCAAAGGCCCUGGGAGAGGCGUGGACGGUGACGACGAAUCCCAACCUAUUGUACGUCUACACAGACGACGAAUCCUACAAGUCUCGUAUAGGAACUGUCAUAACAUGGUACAUGGAGCCGUUCUGCUCGAACCUCGAAUCCUUCAUCGAGACCUACGGCGAUGACGGCAAGACGGAGCUCAACUCACUGUGCACCAAGCACCAAGUCGAACUGGCCCCGCAAGAGGACGACACCAAGUUCUCGUACGGCGGUCUGCAGAUCAAGGAUGGCAUGCUUCGGCUGCUGUUCGCCGAGGGCUACCUCGCCUCCAAUGUGAGCGACGUGAGCCGCGACUUCCAAGAGGCCAUCAAAGCCGCGGCCGCAGCGCCCUCAGCAGGGGGCGGCUCGGCGUUCAACAUCAACGCCAGACAAUCCGUGCGCGAGUCGUACGACCCCCAGAUCGGGGCCAUGCAGAAGGCGAUCGCCGCCCUGGUCGGGAUACCUAACAUACGCCUGAACGGGAACUUCGAGGCCAAUGCAGCGGUCCUGGCCCGGGCCGGCGACGGCAAAAUCCGCAGCGACUGGGACAAGGUGCUUGGGCGUGCGAGCCUGGAGUAUUUUGACGGGCUCAAAUACCAGCUCGAGCGCGCGGGGUUCCAGGGCGACGACAUGCUGCAGGAAGGAUUCCAGGAGGCCGUGUCCAAGGGCGAGAUCUUGUUGCGUUUCGUCGACAAGCUGAACAAGGGGAGCGGAUAUCACGAGGUACUGAUCGAGGAUGGAGUGCUCGUUAUCCAGACGACCCCAGAGUACUUCUGGACCAACGUGUCCGACGUCGGCAGCGAGAUCUUAGAAAUACUGUGA
Molecule: messenger RNA, 939 nt
Organism: Cladophialophora psammophila CBS 110553
Lineage: Eukaryota; Fungi; Ascomycota; Eurotiomycetes; Chaetothyriales; Herpotrichiellaceae
Exons: 4
Coding region: 1-939 (312 amino acids)
Source: RefSeq, a predicted model, not a curated record